Messenger RNA from Histoplasma capsulatum G186AR, 2643 nucleotides. RefSeq lists its product as uncharacterized. Gene Ontology annotation, molecular function: DNA-binding transcription factor activity, RNA polymerase II-specific; zinc ion binding; RNA polymerase II cis-regulatory region sequence-specific DNA binding. Gene Ontology annotation, cellular component: chromatin. Gene Ontology annotation, biological process: DNA-templated transcription; regulation of transcription by RNA polymerase II. The record is from RefSeq and is a predicted model, not a curated record. The coding region runs from base 1 to 2643 and encodes 880 amino acids. The transcript has 2 exons. NCBI's taxonomy places the organism in Eukaryota, Fungi, Ascomycota, Eurotiomycetes, Onygenales, Ajellomycetaceae.
AUGAGGAGCCGCAAGAGGGGACCAUCGGCGAAACAGCUGCGACAAAGAAACCAAAACGCUUCCAAUGUAUGCGCUGUGAGACGCGAUUUGCACGACUCGAACAUCUCCAGCGCCAUGAGAGAAUCCAUACCCAAGAAAAGCCUUUCUGCUGUCAAUUAUGCGACCAUCGGUUUACUCGAAGGUGGGUAUAGGGUUUUCCCAGAAUCGCUCAUUUUUUGGCUGGAAAUCAUAAUUGCGACAGGCCCGCUGACCGAAUCAAACAGUGAUCUAUUGAUCCGACAUGAACGCCUUUCACACAAUAAAGACGGGUCGAGAAAAAAGCCACGAACCCCUUCCAAGCCGCGUAAACCAACAUCCAAGAAAUCAGCUCCUUCAGCUGUCUCAUCCGUUACGGCUUCUCCAAUGACUCUACCACCAUUUAAAAUCGACGAUGGGCAGAGAAAAAUAUUUCUGGGUGCCGACGUGCUCUCAGAUGCCCCUGAUACCAACAAGUACCCGUUGGCGACACUAACAAUGGCCGCUGAACAUGUAGCUUCGCAGAUGCCCGAUAGAAUAGUCAGUACACAUGCCCAUAUUGUCCCAGAGAAUAUGGGACACAGCAAAAGUGAGCCGGUUCGGAGACUACCAGAGUCUUUGGCGACGAAGGACAGCCAUGCUGCAAAAACAGAUCUGAGGCAUUCUAUAAACGAACUAGCUGCCUUCCUAGAUGACGAGGCACGCUCUCCCUACCAGUCUGCGUCGAUGGUGAGCGUGGAGCAUCCGGUGCCUUUUUCUUGGUUAGAACCAACUUGUCAUCCAGAUGGCCUUGAUGCAGAUAUUCGACCGCCGUCCACUAUCCGCUACCCACGAAAUUCGGACAAGGCGGGAGAAAUUGACUCGUUAUCCCGUUUGGGUCCAUGCGUUCCAUCUAUCUUGCAGGAAGACCGGAAAUAUCAGACUGGACAAACGAUUCCAUCACGGAAACCUUUGUCCAAGGUUUCACUCGAUGACAGGCAGGAUAUUUUGUCCAGGUUAGAAGACUUUUCUUCAGUAAUACCGUCAGGGUUUCAGUUGCCUUCUCGUCUCGCACUGUCCCGAUACAUCGCUAGCUAUAUCAACGGGUUCCAUGAGCAUUUUCCGUUCCUGCACGUCUCCACAAUGUCGAUCAGCCAUUGCCUUGUAGAGCUCAUUCUCGCCAUGGCUGCUGUGGGGGCGCAAUACUGUUUUGAAAAUGAAAGGGCGAUUGAAUUGUUGUAUGCUAGCAAGAAAAUUGCAAUUACGCGCAUAGGGCGUAGAGAUGCGAAGCUUGCGGCAAUGCAGCGCCAAGCAGAGACAGAGUUAGCUUCUUCUGCCGAAGGUAUAGAUAAUUCUGCAGCUCUCCACACACAUCCAUGCCAGGACAUGCCCAAACGGCCUGGUCUACAGCCAGAGCCGCCAUCAUCGUUGCUGGUGACUUCAGACAAGCAAGAUCUGAUCCAACCAACCCAGGCUCUUCUAAUAUUGAUGGCCCUAGCAACGUGGGCGAAACACAAGGAAUUACUCCGAGAAGCUCUUGCCCUGCAGAGCAUGUUAUUUACUCUCGUCCGUGAUGAUGGCCUCCGCAGCCAGCCUGUGCCUGAUGAUAUCUCCUGGGAUGAUUGGAUAGAGCUUGAAAGCAUCAAACGGACGAAAUUCAUCGCCUACUGUUUUUUCAACCUCCAUUGCAUAGUGUAUAAUAUUCCUUCACCCAUCCUUAAUUCUGAGCUCAAUCUUUAUCUGCCAUGCAGUGCGGCUGAGUUCAAAGCUCCAAGUCGUCUCAAAUGGAUGGAAGCGAGGGUAAAAGCUGGCCCUCAAAUGAGCUUCCAGACAGCUUUGAAUCGCCUGUUCUCGCAUGGCGGUAACGCGAUCACGGAAUGCAAUUCAUCCUUGGGUAACUAUAUUUUGAUCCAUGCCAUACUCCAGCAUAUAUUUUGUCUCCGUCAUUUUUCUCGCGGUAGAUUCGAUGGUAACCGCGAUGUCGCGCCGGAAGACAUAGCGGCAACCGAGCAAGCACUAUGGAACUGGCAAACUGGCAGCAAGCGUAGUCUUCAAUCAUCCCUUGAUCCACAGCACUCAGACGGACCAGUAGCUUUCAACUCAACUGCGCUUUUACGUCUUGCUUAUAUUAGGUUGAACAUUUAUACGGGACCUGGAAUAGCGCUUGACACUCGAGAUCCAAUACAGAUAGCCAAGGCACUCCGUACAAGCCCGCGGGUCAAACGCACACCAAAACUUGUUUGCGCCGUCUUACAUUCUGCUCGGGCAUUAAGUAUUCCGAUUAAAAUCGGUAUUCGACUCGUAGCACAAACACAAACUUUUAUCUGGUCGAUUCAACACUUACUGUGUUCCUUGGAGUCUGCCAUUUUACUGAGCAAAUGGUUGGAAGCGCUCUCGCAGCCAGAUCCAGAUCCGCCAGUAUCAUAUGAUGAGCGGAGGAUCGGCACCCUUGUGAAGAUGAUGCUGGACGAGACGGAGUUUGCUAUUGCGUCGAACCUGACUCUUGGAUCCCCUGCCAUGAUCAAGCAGAUGAAUGCGGGUGUGUUGCGUGUGUGGGCGAAAAUCUUCAAAGGGCCGCAGACUUGGGCUAUCAUUGAUACCAUCGGGAACUCGCUGAAUAUAUAUGCAGAUAUGAUCGAGGAUAACUAA